Diabrotica virgifera virgifera (western corn rootworm) is the source of this 1628-nucleotide messenger RNA. Its product is annotated as CLIP domain-containing serine protease HP8-like. Bases 277 to 1446 code for a protein of 389 amino acids. The record is from RefSeq and is a predicted model, not a curated record. Gene Ontology annotation, biological process: proteolysis. Gene Ontology annotation, molecular function: serine-type endopeptidase activity. The transcript is spliced from 6 exons. NCBI's taxonomy places the organism in Eukaryota, Metazoa, Arthropoda, Insecta, Coleoptera, Chrysomelidae.
UUAUUAUCACUUUGUAAACAAAUGUUGAAAAGCCAGGAUUUGUCCAAUCUGAAGCAUUUAUAAUUCAAAUAAAGUUGAAAUUUUGCCCCCUCUGCUGCUUUUUCUGCUUAAGUAUAGUGUUUCUUGAGAUAAUACCGUAAUUCCGUCUUACAUUUCUAUGAAAUAUAGCUUUUUAGUGAUAUUCCCCAAGCAAAGGAAUAGGAUAGGAACUUAUGUGAACCCUUGUAUCUUUUAUAAUAAAAAUGGUAAUGUGCUUUGCCCCGGAUUGUAAACACUAUGGUGAAAGAGGUAAAUGUAUAUUAUUUGUGUUUCCAAAAGAUCUGGUUGACAAGAAGAAAUGGAUUUCAUUACUACGAUUUUCCAACAAUCACUUGCACCGCUUCAAAAGGAGACUUGUGCAUACCUAUCAGGCAAUGUCCAUAUUUUAACGAUCUUCUGAAUAAUAAUCCAAUACCUCGACCCAGAAAUGUGAUAACUGCCAUCAGAGAAAAUCAAUGUGGGUUUAAAGGAAAUACACCCUAUGUGUGUUGUAGUAGGCCUACCACUCUUCCCCCAGAAACCACAACGGAAUAUAAAAUGGUAUCUCCUUACUCCACACACUUAUCUGAUAGAUUUUCAGAUUCUCUAACAAAACACUACAACUACCGUUUGCUACCACAGAAUAUUUGUGGAGUUGUGAGCACAGGUUCGAGAAUUACUAAUGGACAGACUGCUGGAUUAAAUGAAUAUCCAUGGAUGGCAUUAAUAUUUUAUAAUAGUUCAGAUGGUAUAAUUGAUUUUAGAUGUGGAGGAUCUGUUAUAAAUGACAGAUAUGUACUUACAGCAGCCCAUUGCGUAUCAGAUCCCUCGGUAAUUGGUGUGCGAUUGGGAGAGUACAACGUACAAACUCAGAUAGACUGCAGUCCAACCACGAAUUACUGCGCACCCCCUACUCAAGAUUUUCAGAUUGAGAAAAUUAUUAUUCAUCCAGCUUAUAACUCCAAAACUUUUUCUGAUGAUAUUGCCUUGAUUAAACUUAAAGGAUCUGCCAAUUUCGAUCUUGAUAACGUAAAGCCAAUCUGUUUGCCUGUAGACUCAACUCUCACCAGUAGAUCUGCAAUUGUAGCAGGAUGGGGAGUUACAGAGGAUGGUUAUAAAAGUCAAGUAUUGCUUCAGGUGCGCAUACCAGUGUUACCUCUUCAGGAGUGCCAAAAGAUAUACGACAACUUUGCCAAAAUUACGUCAAAUCAAAUUUGCGCUGGAGGAUCUAAUGGACGAGAUUCAUGUGGUGGAGACAGUGGAGGGCCUCUUAAAGAAAUUGGAGAAGUAAAUGGAAAAAUGAAAUUUAUUCAACACGGUAUUGUAUCAUUCGGACCAAGAAACUGUGGGACAGAAAGAAGACCUGGUAUAUAUACAAAAGUAUCUAGUUAUAUGAGGUGGAUACUGGAUAAUCUGGAAGAGUAUUAAAUACGUAUCAAGAUAAUUAUUGAUAUAAAAACUGUAAAUAUUAGUUAGAUGGGUUGUAAAAUAUUGGUACUUAGUACCUAAUUAUUAAGGUAGUAAAGUGCCUAAUGAUGAAUCCAGUGAUUUGUUAAUAUGGAGUAUCUCUAUGUUAUUAAAUAAAUGUAUAAUAUAUAUGUAGUCAAAUA